This is a messenger RNA of Sorex fumeus (smoky shrew), 3482 nucleotides long. It is a transcript of the gene RNF31, whose product is annotated as ring finger protein 31. Gene Ontology annotation, biological process: protein linear polyubiquitination. Lineage: Eukaryota; Metazoa; Chordata; Mammalia; Eulipotyphla; Soricidae. The transcript is spliced from 21 exons. Gene Ontology annotation, molecular function: linear polyubiquitin binding; ubiquitin protein ligase activity; zinc ion binding. Gene Ontology annotation, cellular component: LUBAC complex. The coding region runs from base 168 to 3374 and encodes 1068 amino acids. The record is from RefSeq and is a predicted model, not a curated record.
CCCUGGCGUGGGGCCCGCGGCCGGAGAAUGACCGUGGCCUGAGUGACCCUGGGGGUCUGCAUCGGCUGAGUCCAGCCGGAGAGGCGGAUACCAGGCAGGGGCGGGCAGGCCACGCGUUGCCGGGUCCGGGGGGGCCCGGCGGGGCCGGGACGGACUGCGGGAGCACGAUGCCCGGGCAGGAGGAGGACAGGGCCUUCCUGGCGGCCCGCGAGCAGCUGGCGAGCGCCCUGAGGAGGGAUUCCGGGCAGGCCUUCAGCCAGGAGCAGCUCCGGCCGCUGCUGGACCCGUCUGUACCGCUGGCCGCCCGCUACCUGCACCUGGACGCCGCGCGCCUGAUCCGCAGCAACGCUCACGGGGAGCCCCAAAACUACCUCAGCACCCUCUCCACCGCCCUGAACAUCCUGGAGAAGUACGGCCGCAACCUCCUGAGCCCGCAGCGGCCGCGGUACUGGCGUGGGGUCAAGUUUAACAAUCCGGUCUUCCGCAGCACGGUGGAUGCGGUGCAGGGGGGCCGGGAUGUUCUGCGACUCUAUGGCUACACCGAGGAGCAGCUAGACGGCCUGAGCUUCCCGGAGGAACAGAAGGAGCCCAAUGAGCACCGAGUGGCCGCAGUUACUCUGGAAGUGCUGCUGCUCAGAACCGAGCUCAGCCUGCUGCUACAGGAUGCUAAGCUAAGACAGCAAGUACUGGAGCAGCUGCUGAAAGACAACACUGAAGACGAUGUACUACAGCUCUCAGAGUUUGCACCACUGCUGAAAGAGAUGGCACCUGGUGCCCUCUCUGGCCCCGCUGUCCCAGGCCCCACUCCUGGCCCCUGCUUCCUCUGCGGUUCUGCCCCAGGCACACUGUACUGCUCAGCCUGUAAACACACCCUGUGCCCAGCUUGUGAUCGCCUCUUCCAUGGCCACCCGUCCCGUGCCCUCCACCACCGCCAGACCCUGCAUGGGCCCCCCCAGCUGACUCCCAAUUUACCAGCCUCCGCUCCAUCUCAGCCUCAGCUGACGUCCCUGCCGGCCCUGGGAAAUGGUUCUGUUUCUUCCCCUGAUCCUGCAAGCACACGUCUGCCAUGGCAGUGUGCCGCCUGCACAAUGAUAAAUGGACCCCGGGCAGUGCUCUGUGCGGCCUGUAACCGGCCCAGAGCCUGUAAGGGGUUGGGCUCAGGGACUGACGGGUCCCAAGUUGCUGGGGGUCAGGAACCUGAGCUGGCCCGGGGUAACUGGGCCUGCCAGAGCUGCACCUUCGAGAAUGAGGCGGCCGCUGUCCUGUGUGCCGUCUGCGAGCGACCUCGACUGGCUCAGCCUCCUAGCUUGGUGGCAGACACCCCAGACGCUGACAUUCGCCUACAGCCCCUUCAGGGGAAUACGUUGCUCUCCUCUGCCCAGACUCAUUUCUGGUACUGCAGUCACUGUACCUUCUGCAACUCGGGCCCUGGCUGGGUGUGUGCGGCGUGCUACCGGACCAGCGACCCCAUCCCAGUCCAGCACGCCCCCCGGCCCCAUGCCAGAUCUUUGGACGAGGGCCUCCAUGAGCCAGGACUUCCACGACGCCUCAGUGCCCCCCUGCCCAGUUCUGGUGGGGACUCUGAGAAACAGCGCCAGGACAAGAUGCGGGAGGAAGGUCGCCAGCUUGUGAUGAAGAUCCGGGAAGGGGAAGCUGCAGGUGCCUGCCCAGAGGAAGUCUUCUCGGCCCUGCAGUACUCCGGGACCGAGGUGCCCUUGCAGUGGCUGCGCUCAGAGCUGCCCUACGUGCUGGAGAUGGUGGCCGAGCUGGCUGCGCAGCAGGACCCGGGGCUGGGAGCCUUUUCCUGUCAGGAAGCCCGGAAGGCCUGGCUGGAUCGGCACGGCAAUCUCGACGAAGCUGUGGAGGAGUGUGUGAGGGCUCGGCGCAGAAAGGUGAAGGAGCUGCAGGCCCUGGGCUUUGGGCCUGAGGAGGGCUCUCUGCAGGCAUUAUUCCAGCACGGAGGCGAUGUGGCCCGCGCCCUGACGGAGCUGCAGCGCCAGCGCCUAGAGCCCUUCCACCAGCGCCUCUGGGAUAGUGGCCCUGAGCCCACCCCCUCGUGGGAUGGGCCUGAUAAGCAGAGCCUUGUCAGGCGGCUCCUGGCGGUCCAUGCCCUCCCCAGCUGGGGCCGGGCAGAGCUGGCGCUGUCACUACUGCAAGAGACACCCAGGAACUAUGAGCUGGGGGAUGUGGUGGAGGCCGUGAGACACAGCCAGGACCGGGCCUUUCUGCGCCGCUUGCUUGCCCAGGAGUGUGCUGUGUGUGGCUGGACCCUGCCCCGCAACCGGAUGCAGGCCCUGACUUCCUGUGAGUGCACCAUCUGCCCUGACUGCUUUCGCCAGCACUUUACCAUCGCCUUGAAGGAGAAGCACAUCACAGACAUGGUGUGCCCCGCCUGUGGCCGUCCCGACCUCACCGAUGACACACAGUUGCUCAGCUACUUCUCCACCCUGGACAUUCAGCUUCGGGACAGUCUCGAGCCAGACGCGUAUGCACUGUUCCACAAGAAGCUGACCGAGGGAGUGCUCAUGCGGGACCCCAAGUUCUUGUGGUGUGCCCAGUGCUCUUUUGGCUUCAUAUACGAGCGGGAGCAGCUGGAGGCUACGUGUCCCCAGUGUCGCCAGACCUUCUGUGUGCGCUGUAAACGCCAGUGGGAAGAGCAACACCGGGGCCGGAGCUGCGAGGACUUUCAGAACUGGAAACGCAACAACGACCCGGAGUACCAGGCCCAGGGGCUGGCGAUGUAUCUUCAGGAAAAUGGCAUCGACUGUCCCAAGUGCAAGUUCUCGUAUGCACUGGCCCGAGGAGGCUGCAUGCAUUUCCACUGCACCCAGUGCCGCUACCAGUUCUGCAGUGGCUGCUACAAUGCCUUUUACGCCAAGAACAAAUGCCCAGACCCGAGCUGCAGGGUUAAGAAGUCCCUGCACGGCCACCACCCCCGAGACUGCCUCUUCUACUUGCGCGACUGGACGGCUCUCCGGCUCCAGAAGCUGCUACAGGACAACGAUGUCUUAUUCAACACAGAACCCCCCGCUGGUGCCCGGGCUGUCCCUGGAGGUGGCUGCCGAGUGAUGGAGCAGAAAGAGGUUCCCAACGGGUUCCGGGAUGAAGCUUGUGGCAAGGAGACUCCAGCUGGCCAUGCUGGCCUCUGCCAGGCACACUACAAGGAGUACCUUGUGAGCCUCAUCAAUGCCCACUCCCUGGACCCAGCCACCCUCUAUGAGGUGGAGGAGCUGGAGACGGCCGUGGAGCGCUACCUGCACGCGCGCCCCCAGCCACUGCCCGGCGAGGAUGCCCCCAACUACCACGCCCGCUUGUUACAGAAGCUGAAAGAAGAAGUACCCCUGGGACAGAGUAUCCCCCGCCGGAGGAAGUAGUCGAGGGAAGGGGCUGCUGGUCCCAGGCCCGGCUCUGCAGGACUCACUUGCACACCAAUAAAGAGGCCUCUCCUUGCCCACGCUUCUCGGUGGUCCUUCUUCCUAAUC